Uloborus diversus is the source of this 668-nucleotide messenger RNA. Its product is annotated as mitochondrial import inner membrane translocase subunit Tim17-B-like. The transcript is spliced from 7 exons. Gene Ontology annotation, biological process: protein import into mitochondrial matrix. Lineage: Eukaryota; Metazoa; Arthropoda; Arachnida; Araneae; Uloboridae. Gene Ontology annotation, cellular component: TIM23 mitochondrial import inner membrane translocase complex; mitochondrial inner membrane. Gene Ontology annotation, molecular function: transmembrane protein transporter activity. The record is from RefSeq and is a predicted model, not a curated record. Bases 22 to 519 code for a protein of 165 amino acids.
CUUUCGUCUUUCUUUACAAAAAUGGAGGAAUACGCACGUGAGCCAUGUCCAUGGAGGAUAAUAGAUGAUUGUGGAGGAGCCUUUUCAAUGGGUGUCAUUGGAGGCAGUGUAUUCCAGAGUAUUAAGGGUUUUCGAAAUGCACCGUCUGGCACUGCUAGGCGGUUGCAAGGAAGUUUAAAUGCUAUUAAACAAAGAGCUCCAGUUGUUGGAGGAAAUUUUGCAGUUUGGGGAUGCCUUUUUUCUACCAUUGAUUGUGCAUUAGUUAGUUAUCGUAAGAAAGAAGAUCCAUGGAAUUCAAUUAUCAGUGGAACAUUAACUGGUGGAAUUUUAGCCGUUCGAAAUGGACCUGCAGCAAUGAUUGGCUCUGCUGUUAUUGGUGGCGUUCUUUUGUCAUUAAUUGAAGGUGUUGGAAUCCUCUUUACAAGAUACUCAGCUGAACAAUUCAAACCAAUAAAUCCACAAAUGGAGGAUCCCAAUCAGUUGAAUACCGGUUCCAUCUUCGGGACUGCAGCCCAAUAGCCCACAGUUGUAGAUUUUAUUAUUUUGUUCAUUCUUCAUUUGUAGAAUAUUUGUACAAACAAGUUUAUAAAUAUAUGUACAUAUAUAUGAUGCAAGAAAGCCUCAUUAUUCAGUGUAUAAUAAUUCAUUUAGAUAAAAUAAUUGAAACA